UUGGCAGAAGGACCUGCGGCGGGUCCGCUUCGGCCGCCGCUCUGGCCUGGUCUCCUCCAGCGGCUGACUGAGCGCUCAGUGCGGCACCAUGGGGAAGCGGGACAAUAGGGUGGCCUAUAUGAACCCAAUAGCAAUGGCCAGAUCAAGGGGUCCAAUCCAGUCUUCAGGUCCAACGAUCCAAGAUUAUCUGAAUCGACCAAGGCCUACCUGGGAAGAAGUGAAAGAACAACUAGAAAAGAAAAAGAAAGGCUCCAAGGCAUUGGCUGAAUUUGAAGAAAAGAUGAAUGAGAACUGGAAGAAAGAACUAGAAAAACACAGGGAGAAAUUAUUAAGUGGAAGUGAGAGCUCAUCCAGAAAAAGACAGAGAAAGAAAAAAGAAAAGAAGAAAUCUGGUAGGUAUUCAUCUUCUUCUUCAUCAAGCUCUGAUUCUUCCAGCAGUUCUUCAGAUUCUGAAGAUGAGGAUAAGAGACAAGGAAAAAGGAAAAAGAAAAAGAAGAGCCGUUCCCAUAAAUCUUCUGAAAGUUCCAUGUCAGAAACUGAAUCAGACAGUAAGGAUAGUUCAAAAAAGAAGAAGAAGUCAAAGGAUGCAACUGAGAAAGAAAAGGACAUUAAAGGACUCAGCAAAAAAAGAAAGAUGUAUCCUGAAGAUAAACCUUUAUCAUCUGAGUCCCUGUCAGAAUCAGAUCAUACUGAGGAGGUACGAGCAAAAAAGAAGAAAAGCAGUGAAGAACGAGAAAAAACAACAGAAAAAACAAAAAAGAAAAAGAAGCAUAAGAAACACAGUAAGAAGAAGAAAAAGAAGGCUGCUAGUUCAAGUCCUGACUCACCAUAACAUUAAGAAGAAUCAGGAUUCACUUAUAAAGAAAGUGCAAUGUCUAAGGAAAUUUCAACUGUGAAAAUUAUGACAUAUUUACUAAAAUGCAUGAAUUUUCUUGUUUUUAGAAUUAUUCCUGGACUGUCAGUAGCCACUCAGAUGCCGCUGUGUGAAAGGGCCAUAAUUGUUGCCUGCUGCUUGAACAUCUGUUUUUUCCUCUUCCAGUGCUUAAUAACUGGGAGAUAACACACCGCAGUCAUACUAGUGGUUAAGAUAUUUGGGAAUAAAGUUAAUAUUUUUAACUAGAAGUAUCUAAUGAUAAAUCAACAGAAACAAUCUGGAUACAUCAUUAAGAUGUAAUCAGAGAUGACCAGAUGACUCUAGUUAACAUUUUUGAAGUAGGGAUUACGUUGAUGUUUCAAAAUCCUUACUCUGUAGAUAAGCAUAUUUUAAUUUUUUCCCCUUGUAUACUUUUGUUUACCUGGGGAAGGAGCUUUUAGGGGUGGGGGUGGGGUUUGAUAUCACUUCAGCUAGCAGAAUAGCGUGCCUUUAUCCUCACACAUCUUAUUUUUGUGGACACAGUAGCCAUGCUUCAUGGGGAGGUCAGGGCCGGGUAUGGCAGUCUUGCCCUUUACUGAGCUUAGUGACAUCGUUGGACUCUGUCGUAUGCUACUUUGAGUGAACCAGAGAAAUAGCCUUUUGCAGCAUGAGGAUGCCCCAAAAGCUCUGGGAUUUACCUCCACUUCAAUAAUACUGAAUGUUUUUUAGCAUUAGAAUGUGUUAUAACAUUUGAACUAAUUUUGACUACACUUUGGCUUUGAAAAGGAAUCAUUUCAAAUGACACUGGUACUUUUUGAACUUGAUAGCUAAAGAUUCUAAAAUGCAUGUUUUAUACUGUUAGGUUUUAACCAGUCAGGAAAAUUUUAUGUAAUCAGUGAUAGUUCCUUUAUUUUUUGUAUGAGUUUUGUUUAGGCUGUAAUGUUUAGCUUUUUAUUAACUCCUUAUUCUUGCUAUUCUAAAUUCCUUACUGUGUUUAACAGCAUACUUGCCAAGAUAUUUAGCAUGUAAAAAGCAGGUUUUUGAUGUGUUUUUUGUUGUUGUUGUUUGUUUGUUUUUUUAACAGCUUCAUAUUGAAGCUGAGACUUAACCAUAAAUAAGUUGAGUGACAGGCCUGGUAUGCUGUGUCUUGUUACACAAAACUAUUGCCAGAAUCUUAGUAAAUAUAACGUUUUAAAGGUUUGUCUUUGUAUAUUCACAAUGGAUUAUGACAAGUUAAAUUUAAGUGAGAAUUACAUAUUUGCUUUUCCUGUGUCAUAUUUUACUAAGAUUUUGUGCCUCCUGUCUCCUGCUGAAUUGUUUACUAGUAAUGUUAAAAAGAAUUGAUAAAUCAUUUUCACUUUACAUUUUUAUAUAACCAGGUAACAUGAAAUAUAAUUUGAUGUACAAUUUUGCCUGUUACAGAGGGUGUGCUAAUUAUAGUGGUAUAUGCACAAAACAUUUUGGCAUGACAAGCUGAAUAAAUAGCUAUUUUACUUAAAAAUAGCUGUGUUCUUAUCAGCUCCCUUUGAGUCUCAAGUUAUAAAGAUUAAGGAACACUGCUAGGUGUUAAGUGCUAGGUGGAUGUCAUGUCCCCAAGUUUUUAGCCAUAAAAUAUAAUACAUUUCUUGGUAAAUUUUAUGCUUAAAGCUUCAUAAUCUUUCCUAAUAAAAGAAAUCUAUAAGCUCUUGAGUACACAGCAAGUUUGGGAGACAUUUUUUUAUCCAAGAAGAAGUUCCUCAGAAUUGUUCGUGAAAAUGCUAAAAGAUAAGGUUAUCGGGUUAUCUGUUAAUCAGUUUUGCCAUGACAUAAAAGUGUACCUUUGCAGACUGGUCCAGUAUAUGAUGAUUAUGUCCCACUAGAAGCAGCAGUUCAUUUUAUUAAACUGGAAAAGAAGGUGAUUUGGCAAAAAUCGUAUUCUUUCCAGGUUGUGUUGACUCCCUGGGAAACACCUUUUUCAUUAUUCUUCUUGUGGUAGCCUUAACAGUUUUCUAAUAAGGUAUAAAAAGAAAAUUUGACCAGGUGAUAUUAUGUGCAAGUUAAUAACAUCUCUUUCUCCACCAAACCACCCUUUUACUUGAAUAAUUAUAUACUAAUUUUAUAAACACAAAGCAUGUUAUUUGGAUAAUGAUGCCAGGGUAACUGCAACAAAAUUGAUGAAUGUCUGAGUAGAAAAAUUGAAUUUAUACCUGGUGCUACCUUUUUCUGGUGGUUUUGGAUUCCGUGGGUUGCCCUUAGUAUGUUUAGGUGUUUUAAAUGCUCUAAGAGUGUCUUGAAUUUAUUUUAUCCAGAGUAUAGAUUCGUAUUCCUCCAGUCAAGAUGUGUUAAAAGCCUAUUGCCUAAUUUUCUUUAAUUUUACAGAGAACAAUAGACU
This is a messenger RNA of Mesoplodon densirostris (Blainville's beaked whale), 3224 nucleotides long. RefSeq names its product family with sequence similarity 133 member B (gene FAM133B). Lineage: Eukaryota; Metazoa; Chordata; Mammalia; Artiodactyla; Ziphiidae. The coding region runs from base 89 to 832 and encodes 247 amino acids. The record is from RefSeq and is a predicted model, not a curated record. The transcript is spliced from 11 exons.